CUCAGAUGGGGCGGAUUUCGUAGUGCCUCGGUUGACAUUGUUGUUGUUGUGGGAGUCGGAAUGUAGUUUAUAGCAAAGCGUCAAGUCCAAGAGGAAAGUGUGAGUGUGAGUUUUGGAUUAACGCGUAGGAAAAGGAGCGAGUUUCGGUCCAGACUGAGUAAGAAAUUUGCUGGAAGAGGGAACUGGAAUGGGACCGUGAGGAGGAGAUUUGUUCUGCGAGGCCGAGCUGAAGGUGUUGUAGCUGUAGUGGUGUUGAUCGCGGGCUGUAGGAGAGUUGCUCUCCUGUUCCUUUCCGCUGCCCCGAUGUCCCCCUGCAGCGCCGUCACUUCAUGAUCACAUGACCCUGGAUAUGGACGCAGUCCUGUCCGACUUUGUCCGCUCUACAGGAGCCGAACCCGGACUGGCUAGAGACCUGCUGGAGGGUAAGAACUGGGACCUGACGGCCGCCCUGAGCGAUUUCGAGCAGCUGAGGCAGGUGCAUGCUGGGAGUCUGUCCUACUCUUUUCCAGAAGAGAGGGAACAGACGCUGACGGAGCACAAGGACAUGACGAGAGUGGGACGGCCGCUGCUGCACCGACAGGACGACGUGGUACAAGGUGAAGGCUCCCUGCACUCGGACACGCGCACCACCGCUCUCACGCCACCGGAACAAAAUGCAGAAAUAAACCCUGCCACAGAGAAGCGUCUGUCUCGAGGGAUCUCUCACGCCAGUUCCACCAUCGUGUCUCUGGCUCGCUCUCACGUAUCCAGCGUAGGAGGCGGUGGCAUUGGGACCGAGAUGCUCCUGGACACCCCUGUCUGCACUUUCCAGCUGCCGGACCUCACCGUGUACCGUGAAGAUUUCCGUGGCUUCAUCGAGCGCGACCUCAUCGAGCAGUCCAUGAUGGUGGCCCUUGAGCACGCAGGCCGGCUAAACUGGUGGACGAAGCUGGGUUCAGGAUGCCAGAGUCUGUUGCCGUUGGCUACCAGUGGGGACGGAAACUGCCUCCUUCACGCCGCCUCUCUGGGUAUGUGGGGUUUCCACGAUCGAGACCUGAUGCUGCGGAAGUCUCUGUACGCCCUGAUGGACCACGGCCAGGAGAGAGAGGCGCUGAAGCGCAGGUGGAGGUGGCAGCAGACCAUGCAGAACAAAGAGUCAGGGCUGGUGUACACCGAGGAGGAAUGGCAGAAGGAGUGGAAUGAACUGUUGAAGUUGGCCUCUAGUGAACCCAGGAUACACUACAGCACUAACAGCAGCAACGGCGCCGAGUCGCAGGAGGAACCUGUGUAUGAGAGUCUGGAGGAGUUCCAUGUGUUUGUUCUGGCUCAUGUUCUCCGUAGGCCCAUAGUCGUGGUGGCCGACACCAUGCUGAGAGACUCGGGAGGAGAGGCUUUUGCCCCGAUUCCAUUUGGUGGGAUUUAUCUACCCCUGGAGGUCCAGGCUCACAAGUGUCACCGCUCGCCGCUGGUCCUGGCCUACGACCAAGCGCAUUUCUCUGCCCUGGUUUCCAUGGAGCAAAAGGACGGUUCCAAAGAACAAGUGGUGAUUCCUCUGACUGACUCGGAUUAUAAGAUGCUUCCUGUGCACUUUGCUGUGGAUCCUGGCAAGGACUGGGAGUGGGGCAAAGACGACGUGGACAACGUGAUGCUCGCUAGUGUUACUUUAUCUCUGGAGGCGAAGCUCCACCUGCUGCACACCUACAUGAACGUAACAUGGCUUCCUUUGCCGUGUGAGGUACAGCAAGCACCUCUGGCCCAACCCGAGUCUCCGACCGCCUCAGCCGGAGAGGACGCUCGCACGCCUCCGGACUCUGGUGAAUCCGAUAAAGAGUCUGUGAGCAGCAGCUCCAACGGAAAUGGGGACAGCAGCGCAACAGGCAGCAGCAGCGGAACAGCAGGCAAAUCCUCCAGCUCCUCGAGUUCAUCCAGCAGCGGCUCAACCGGAACGAUGGGUAAGGAGAAGAACAAAAAGGACAAAGAAAAGGACAAGGAUAAAGAUAAGAAGAGGGCAGACUCGGUGGCCAACAAGCUGGGAAGCUUUGGCAAGAGUUUGGGCAGCAAGCUGAAGAAGAACGUGGGUGGAUUGAUGACAGGAAAAGCUGCGGCAGGUGGACCAGGAAAACCUGAAGGUGCAGAGAAGAAAAAAGGGUCCCUUCGCGGACGCAAAGACAGCAGGGACGGAAAAGACGGCUCUUCCUCGACCAAUCCCGGCUCGGAGGACUCGGGCAAAGGCUCUCCGUCCUCGCAGAACGGAAACAGCUCUUCGGAAGGAGACUCGUACAAGUACAGUGCUGACGUAAAGGCGAGUCUGAGCAUCCUGCGUGCAGCUAUGCAGGGUGAAAGACGCUACAUUUUUGCCGGCCUUCUGACUACAAGCGAUAGGCAGCCGUACCAGGAAGAGAUGAUUCAGCGAUACCUUUUGGAUGCUGAGGAACGUUUUCGUGCAGAGCAGGAGCAGAAAAGGGAGGCUGAGCGCAAAGCGGUAAUAAAUGGAGCACAAGCCAAGAAAGAGCAGUCAGAAACUGGCUUACGUGGCUUUGACGGAAAAGAGGAUGUGACCGAAGCGCCGCAUCCCCAUUAUAACACCGUCAAAUCACCCUCUUUUACCCCAUCAAUGUAUACAGGUGUUGUGCCCAUUCCUAGAGCCAACUUCCUGGAACACUCACCCUCGCCACUCCCCCAGCACCUUCACAUUUCCGGUUACAUGGACACCCGCCGCCAGCUAGCUGGUGGCUCACCAUCCACUUACCCAGGCCUGCCGUCCUACGCCACCCUACCACGCCACUGCCCCCUGAGCCAAGGCCCCGUCCAUGCUCACACUCAUUACCAUCCACCAACCCCUAGCUGUGCAGCACCUUGCUUCUCAUCCGCUUACAACCAUCCGCAGGAUAUACCUGAGCUCCACAGUGAGUCGGUUGCUGGCGCGUAUGCCAACGGCUUGCUAUCAGGACUGGACAGCCGAGGAGGGCCGCCACCGGUCAGGCACUAUUCUCUGGGCAGCGCUGGUGGAUUGGCAAGCCUGCAGUCAACCCGGUGCCGAACACCGACCUGCAACUAUUACGGACACCCAGAAACCUGCAAUUACUGCUCGUACUGCUACAGAGAGGAGCUGAAAAGAAGAGAAACUGACACAGCCAUGCACAGGUUCUAAGGUGGAACCACAUUUACCUGGUACCUUGUAGUGCUGUCUUCUCCACGUGAGACUCAGCAGGUCUCAAGCAGGAUUUCAACGGGCCUUCCUGUGCCGUCGUGAAGGGACUACGCUUAGUCAACACUAAGGGGAUGGGGCACAAAGUCAGGAGUCCGUACCUCUGUUGCUUUUGCAGUGGAUUUUAGGCGGUAGAUUUGUUGUCGGCGCUGUCGUGCCGUUCUUACUCGCUAUGUCACCGUCGCAACACUUCACGAUUGCGAUGAGUAUCGAGGCAGUCUUUUUUUUGUCCUGAGUGGGGCAGACUUGUGCUGCAUUGCGUAAAAGACAUGACAUGCAAAAUAUUUGACAUGAAGCACAACCAGAAGAUGCACAUGUGUACAGCUUCACAUUUACUAGACUUUCAGUGACUCUUGGGGGAAUGUUGGCAUGGGAUGAAUAAGGUUUUAGUAGAGCCCAUUUUGCCAUAUGAUUGUAGAGAAAAGAUUUUUUUUUUUUCUUCUCCUCCCCCCCCAAUGUUUCAGCUCUGCCCCAAAGCCAUGUCCUAACAGGAUUCUUCUGACCAUUUUGCUCGUCUGGCAUCUCCAAAACCUUAGGCAGUCAAAUUUCUGACUGUAUAGUAACUUGUUGUAGGUGAAGGUGAGGCGUGAAUCUAGCAGGUACAGAAAGCAGUUAACAUCGUGUCCACAUCAGCAAGACACUCGUUAAGGCGCCGUAUUAAUUUCUCCGAAUUAAUGACACUAGUUCAUCCUGCUGUAAUCAUCUGCUAAAGUCUUUAGAUAUUGUUACCCUCAAAUAAAGUACUCGAAGGUUUGAGGAAUAUUUUUGAAAUCCUCUGAAGCUAAAUCCCACCUGUAGGGCAAAUAGAAAUAGCAAGACGUGCUGUUUUUUUGUUUUUUUUUCCCCCUAAAUAAUAAAAGGUGCAUCAGUGGACUUUUCUCUGCACAAAGUCAAGCACUUUUCUAGUAUCCUGACAUUGUGUGUUUUUCUUUGGUGUGAAGAUAAUGAAGACGUUCGACUGUUCUGUUCACCAUCAGACGGUGUGUUGGUGAGACUCCGUGAAGGAGCUCAACGAUAAUUUGACUCGACCUCGCUGUUUCCUAGUUGCCUUUCCUAGUCUCGCUCCAGUCCUUGUCGAGAUUAUUGAACGUACAGGUUAAUUUCUCAAAGCACUGGUGAAAUAUAGUUUUCAGAAGUAGGCAUGUGUCCAUAAUGAAAAACCACAGCAUUGGUAUUCUGAAGUAAAUGAGCGUGUUUAUACGGAUCCUUAUUUCAAACAUAUCUAGAAGAAAUGAGAUGAACUUCUGAAAAGCUAGUAAAAUGUGUGAAUAAUGCUAAUAAACCCUAAUAAACAAAUAGUAAAUUAUUUUUUAAAAAUCCGAGGUACUCGAUUCUCCGUACACUGAAUACUGCUUUUACUACAAACCCGAAAGAAAGAAAAAAACAACAAAAACAAAUGUCUGUCUUUUUAUUUAAAAACGUUCUUGUUCACCUGCUGAUCUCAUCUCGUUGACCCGUUGUCGUCGGUCAGUGCACGAGAGCUGAAGAAAUCAAUCGGCGUAGUCGAAAACGAACACGAGAGCACCGUCAGUCUUUAAAAAAAAGCAAACAAAAAAAAAAAACGGCCAUAACGAACGAGUGUACAGCCUGUAGGACGGUUCCUUGGUAUAAUCCUGCGUGUUGUACUGUGUGUAAUGUAGUCCGUCGCACUGCGUUUAAGAUACAAAAAAAAAAAAGAAAAAGCUUCAAAGUGAACACACUUACUCAUUUCUCUGAACUAUGCUUUAGUGCUUUAAAAAUUAGUGAACGGUGCUGCUGAGAUUCUUGGGCUCGCUAAGCGCUAAGCUCCAGAACCUGAAGAUGUUCUCCUGCACUGCUCUGCUAUAUGCAAUAAUUCAGUUUUCUGUUGACCAAAAAACUGCAUCAGUACUGUUCUUGUGACCCCUUAAAGUGGCAACCGGGUGUAUGUUAAUACACCGUGAACGGUUCUGAUUGUAAGAUGAGCUACAGGGAAGGGUUUUUUUUUUCCGUUAACGUGAUUCGCUGUUUUGUCCAGUGGAGGGCGCAGUUGUGUAGUUCUUCAGUAUUUGGUUUGUUAAAUAGCUGAGAAAACACCAACAGUAUCAGUAAUUAUUAUUAAUAACCCAGUAAAAGUGCUAAAAAGUGCUUCAGAUUUCUAAACUCUAGGGUUGCACCGAUUUCCAUCUUAAUCUCCAUCUUUUAGCUAAGUUUCUGUAGGUUUCACGUGAGAGCAACUGCCUACAGAAGUAACAUUACCUACAGUCUUAGAUUCAAGGGUUAUUUAAAGGCUCUUUAAGGGUUCUUUAAGGGCUCUUUGAUGGUUCUGUAAGGGUUCUUUAAAGGCUCUGUAAGGGUUCUGUAAGGGUUCUUUAAAGGCUCUGUAAGGGUUCUGUAAGGGUUCUUUAAAGGCUCUGUAAGGGUUCUGUAAGGGUUCUUUGCUUCCUGAAAGGUUUCUAAUACUGAAACCCUCGUUGUUGGAUUCUAUGUAGAACCUUUAAGGGUCCCUACAAAUUUCCAUGCGUAUUUACAUAUUUAUACGCAGAUCUUUUUUCAUUCUUCCAUCUGAACACAAAGGAGUUUAUUUGUAAAUCAUUCAUUUACACAAGACAUUUGGUAUCGACAGUCUACCAGUUAUUUAAUAUCCUACGUUUCACUCGUGAUUUUGAGUAAACGUACGUAUAAGGAAGCUCUCGGUAACGUGACCCAUCAAAAACGUUUCGUUGUCGAUGAGUUACUGUGAGUUUUAAUUUAUUUAUCUGUCACACGGUCCGGUUUCAUUUCUUUCUGUUAGACAGCAGUUUAAUGAACAUUUUGUUGAACUCGGUCGCUUCACAGAAACUCUUCUAAUAAAGUGAAUAAUUAAUAACGUUGCCCUAUAAAAGGAUCGAGGCGUUUCCGUCACCAGUUACUUGGCAUUUUGAGGUUUUCAGUGAGCAUUUUGUGAGUGCGGCUAACUGGAAAUCAGCUUUGUUUGUUUUGUUUUUUUUACAUUUAUUGAGGAAAGUCAGUAUGGAAAUCUGGCAAGAUUUUAUUUUUCCUGGUUUCACAUUUACACACACACCUGAACCCGGUGGUCUGAGUCCUGAGGCUUGUAUACGUUCUGCUCCACCAUUGAACUCCUUCAACAUUUACUUUUGUAUAUUUUAAUACCUAAGCAUUUAAAUGCUUAGCUAUUAAUUUACCAGCUGGUCAACUAAAGCUCACUGCUUGCUUCCGUACAUUUAUUCUGGUGUAUUAGUCAGGAGGAUUUUGUGUAGGUUGCAAAGAAUGUCCUUAAACUUGUUUGAGAUUUUUAAAAAAAUAUUUUCCGUGUUUUUUUCCCCCCCAAAUCCAGUCCAAUAUCUAACAACAACGUGUGUGUGUGUGUGUGUGUGUGUGUGUGUGUGUGUGUGUGUGUGUGUGUGUGUGUGUGUGUAGUCCACUUAAAAGUAUUAUAGUUAAAACCACAAACUUGUCCCCACCAAAAACAAUCCAGCUGAACGUUUGUUUGUUUGUUUGUUUUUUCUUUCCAUUUCUCUGUUGUUUCUUGCUGUAGCUAACGUUCGUCUUAACACAACGCACUAUCACUAAACCUUUUUUUGUAUUUAAAAACAAAAACAAAGACGGCGGUUGUACAAAUACGUUCGAGUUAUUUUUGUACAGUGAGAGCAGUUUUACAGUGUUUCUAACAAUGAGAAUGUACAGGGUUUGUGGGACACUGAGGAAAGAGAAGGGAUGAAGCAGUCAGUAUUCGUGUGUGUGUGUGUGUGUGUGUGUGUGUGUGUGUGUGUGUGUGUGUGAGAGAGAGAGAGAGACGGAGAGAGAUUUAAAGGCUGAUCAACAGGAGCCUCUUCAGUGCUCUGGACUCUCGUGCAAACACUAAUUUCUUCUAAAAGACCUAAAAUGCUAUGAUUUUGAAUAUGUAUAUUUAUAAUAAGAUUUUUUUUUCCUAAAGUUUUUUUUUUUCUCCUUCCUUCCAAAACUAGGAUGUUCUUUCUUAGCUUGGUGUCUCUGACAGGCCUCCAGACUUUUCAUUUCGACUCAGCAGGCUUCAUUUUGUUGUGGUGUACCAGACUUGACUAUUUUUAUACUGUAUAUUUUAACGUGUGACAGAACGCCGUUCAUCAGCUUCCACCCGUUUGCAUGAGACUGAACCUGGUGCAUGUACAGAUGCAAUUUAUUCAACCAAAUUUUUUAUUCUUUUGGUUAAUCGGGCAAAUUUGGGUCGGUUAUUUCCGUUUGCAUUACGAGGCAGGCACCGGCUGUGUGACGAUGCAAUCUACAUUGAAAGAACAUCUGGUUUUUAUGUUUGUUUUAUUUUUUUUUUUCCUUUUGCACAGUUCGAAUAAAAUUCUUAUUGUAUUUAAA
Tachysurus vachellii is the source of this 7495-nucleotide messenger RNA. It is a transcript of the gene otud7b, whose product is annotated as OTU deubiquitinase 7B. Lineage: Eukaryota; Metazoa; Chordata; Actinopteri; Siluriformes; Bagridae. The coding region runs from base 338 to 3130 and encodes 930 amino acids. Gene Ontology annotation, biological process: protein K48-linked deubiquitination; protein deubiquitination involved in ubiquitin-dependent protein catabolic process; protein K63-linked deubiquitination. Gene Ontology annotation, cellular component: cytoplasm; nucleus. The transcript is spliced from 12 exons. The record is from RefSeq and is a predicted model, not a curated record. Gene Ontology annotation, molecular function: DNA binding; zinc ion binding; cysteine-type deubiquitinase activity.